This is a messenger RNA of Rosa chinensis, 4907 nucleotides long. Its product is annotated as receptor-like protein 6. Gene Ontology annotation, molecular function: protein binding. NCBI's taxonomy places the organism in Eukaryota, Viridiplantae, Streptophyta, Magnoliopsida, Rosales, Rosaceae. The transcript has 3 exons. The coding region runs from base 39 to 3251 and encodes 1070 amino acids. The record is from RefSeq and is a predicted model, not a curated record.
UCCAUUUAAUCUGGAUUUUAUCAAAUUAAACAUAAAUCAUGGGGUUAUCAUCUCUAUGCUUAAUAACUGUGUCCAUCUAUAUCCUUUCAACAAUUGUGUUGUUCCAUCUUGUGGUGGCCAGCUCUUUGCAGUCAUAUAAUACUCCUACUUGCCAUGAUGAUGAGAUCUCUGCCUUGCUUCAAUUUAAGCAAAGCUUUGUCAUUAGAAAGUUUGCUUCAGUCAAGGGUGCUUAUCCAAAGAUCUCUUCAUGGAAAUCAAACAGCAGUUGUUGCUCAUGGGAUGGCGUAGUGUGUGAUGAGAAGACGGGUCAUGUGAUUGGGCUUGAUCUUGGUAGCAGUUGUCUCUAUGGCUCUUUCAGCUCCAACAACACCUUAUUCAGUCUUGUUCAUCUUCAGCGUCUGAACCUCGCAGAUAAUGAUUUCAAUUUCUCUCAAAUUCCUACUAGCAUUAGGAACUUCCCAAGGCUCAGGUAUCUCAACCUCUCUUUCUCUGUCUUUUCUGGUCGUGUCCCAUCUGAAGUUUCACAACUCUCUAAGUUGUCUUCCCUCGAUCUAUCUCGCAAUGAUGGUAUGUUUUCGAAUGAAGAAUUGUUGAGAAGCCUAGCUCAAAAUUUAACUGGCCUACAAACACUUGAUCUUUCUUCCAUUAAUAUAUCAUCCACAAUACCCGAAACCCUGACAAAUUUGUCUCUUUUGACAUCCCUCACCCUUGAUGAUUGCGGCCUCUUUGGCAAAUUACCAGGAAGAAUCUUUAAAUUACAGAAUUUGAAGGUUCUUAGUGUGAGGUACAACCCUGCUCUCACGGGGAUAUUUUCCAAUGAAGAAUUGUUAAGAAGCCCAGCUCAAAAUUUAACUAGCCUAGAAACACUAGAUCUUUCUGGGAUUAACAUAUCAUCCACGGUACCCGACACCCUGACAUAUUUGUCUCUUUUGACAUCCCUCAUCCUUGAUAACUGCGGCCUGUCUGGCAAAUUCCCAGGAAGAAUCUUUAAAUUACAGAAUUUGAAGGUUCUUAGUGUGAGCAACAACCCUGCUCUCACGGGGUAUUUUCCUGAUAACUAUAGUGGAAGUAGUCCUGAUCUCAUGUCACUCAAACUCUCGUCCACUAAUUUUUUCAUAAACCUGCCUUCUUUGAUAGAAAGGUUUCCUUCACUGAAAGAGUUGGCUGUGAGUUCAUGCAAUAUUUCAGAAGGUCCAGUACCACUGUCACUUGGUAAUCUUAGGGAUCUCAUCUAUUUGGACCUUUCAUAUAAUAAGUUUAAUGGUCAAAUCCCUACAGCUACACUUGGUAAUCUUAGGGAUCUCAUCUAUUUGGACCUUUCAGAUAAUAAGUUUAAUGGUCAAGUACCAUUUUCACUUGGUAAUCUUAGGAAUCUCAUCCAUUUGGACCUUUCAGAUAAUAAGUUUAAUGGUCGAGUACCAUUUUCACUUGGUAAUCUUAGGGAUCUCACCUAUUUGGACCUUUCAUAUAAUAAGUUUAAUGGUCAAAUCCCUACAACGUUGGGAAACCUUACCCAACUUACAUAUCUAUCACUUUAUAAUAACCAUUUUCAUGGUUCAGUCCCCCAGUCCUUAUUCAAUCUCAUCAAUCUUCAAACCCUUUAUCUAGAUCAUAAUAAUUUGAGUGGCACAGUAGAUUUCCAAAAAUUUCUUAACCUACAAAAACUCACCGAUCUAGAUCUAUCCAAUAAUAAUCUGGAAUUGCUCUCAGAAUCUAGAUUUUUGAAUAAUGCAACUACUGUACUUCCAAAGUUUGUGUAUCUAAGAUUGGGUGGGUGCAACAUAAGAGAGUUCCCAGAUUUCCUAAGAUCUCAAGAAGCGUUGUCAUAUUUAGAUCUCUCUGGAAACAAAUUGCAAGGCCAAGUACCAAAAUGGAUGUGGAACACAAGCACUCAAACUCUGAAUGACUUUAACAUUUCUCAUAACUUGCUGUCAGGCUUCGAGAAAUCUCCAGUUGUCCUUCCAUGGCUUAACCUUGAAUACUUAGACCUGUCAUUCAACAUGUUUCAUGAUUUAUUACUGUUACCUUCAACAUCCAUCAUCAAGUACUAUAACAUUGCAAACAACAAAUUAACCAGACGAGUUUCACCAAUGAUUUGCAAUAUGACUUCUCUUGAAUAUCUUGAUUUGUCAAACAACAAGUUGAUUGGCGAUCUACCUCAUUGUGGGAGAAAUUUCAGUGUUAAUCUGGAAUAUCUCAAACUUGGAAACAACUCAUUUCAAGGAAAUCUUCCUCAAUCAUACUUCAAUGGAAGCAAUUUAAGGAUGAUGGAUAUCAGUCACAACAGUUUCCAGGGGCAACUACCGAGGUCACUAGCGAAUUGUGCAAGUCUUGAAAGUUUAGUCCUUUCACACAAUAAUUUUGGUGAUACCUUCCCUGUUUGGUUGGGGGCUCUCCCUGAGUUGAAAAUUUUGAAAAUGGACCACAAUGUGUUCUAUGGAGUGAUUCUGAAACAUGAUAAGAAGAAUCUUCAAUUCCCGGUGCUGCGUAUUCUUGAUUUGUCUUACAAUGAUUUCUCAGGUCAGUUUCCAUUUGAAUACAUUUUUUCUGGAAAUGGGACUACAAGUAUCACUCAUGAUUUGGAGUAUUACAACAUCAAUUCAUUUCCUGGUGGGUAUUACUCAAUCACGAUAAUCUGUAAAGGUGUGGAGAGAUACUACCCAAGAAUUCGAGAGGACUUGAUACUCAUUGACAUCUCAAGCAACAAUUUUGAAGGGAAGAUUCCUGAAUACAUUGGGAAACUUCAGGGGAUUUGGUCAGUCAAUCUCUCCAAUAACAUUCUCACCGGUCGCAUCCCAUCAUCCUUGAGCAACUUAUCAAGGCUUGAAUCAUUGGACCUUUCACAUAACAAGCUCUCUGGUGAGAUUCCUCAGCAACUGGCACAACUUGAUUCUCUCUCAAAGUUCAAUGUCUCUCACAACAAUCUCACAGGACCUGUACCACGGGGAAUCCACUUCACUACAUUUGACAGCACUUCAUAUCUGGGAAACCAAGGAUUGUGCGGAGAUCUAUUGCCCAAGAAAUGUGGAAAUUCUGUGGGCACUCAACUUCCACCUUCAACAUCAGAAGAUAAUGACUCGGGCUCUGGAAUUGAAUUGGAUUGGAAAUUUGUUGUGGCAGGGUCAGGGAGUGGCUUGUUGGUGGGAGUGGUUCUUGCAGACUUUGUGAUUACCAAGUGGAAUGUGUGGUUCAUUGAGAUUGUUGCAGUACUGAUCGUGUUUUCAAAAAGGAUAAGGAAGCCUAGAAAUUGAGUCCUCGAUCAGUACUGAUCAUGUUGCCAUGAAACAAAGACAAAAAACUGGGGCUUGUUUUUUAGUUGUAACUUUUGCAUUCUUUCUCUUUGUACCAUGGGCCGGAAUAUUUUUGAAGGUCUUGAUGUUGGUUAGUAAUCUUGUGUAAUGUUCCUGGGUGGCUGUGGUCUAGUCCUCCAGCCAGUUUGUAUUCUCUUUUUUUUCUUUAAUAAAUUUUCGAGAGGGGACGAGGCGCUUUCCAAACAAAAAUAAUAAUAAUAAAAAGUACUGAUCAAGUUGCUCUUUGUUUUUAAGUUGUGUUUCCAAUUUCUUAUUAACUCUUACUCAAAUUCUGUUAGGACACGGUAUUUUUUGUCGAAAACAUAAAUAUAAAGUGUAGUUUUAGUUAAUGGCAACUAGAAAGUGUAGUUUUAGUUAAUGGCAUCAAUAUUUUCAAGUCUGUUUUAGGAGAAGCCAAAACAGUUUCAUUUUCUGAAAACAGUUUCCCUUGAACAGAUUGGAGCCAAUUACGGCGUCGUUUCAAGCCCCAAAAUCACAUUCAAGACAUUUAUUACCAUUCCGAAAUUGGUUCAGAAUCACGAGUACAGAUUCGGAGCGGCGCCGAAUGUGUUUAGUUGUGCCCAUUUUGGGUUCCAAGAGACUGCACACCAGGUGCUCGGCGAAAUGCCUGCCAUGGGAUUUGUGCCCAUUUUGGGUUCCAAGAGAGUGUCUGGUGACUACAUAUACCAUAUUGAUGGAUGGGUAUGUGAAGCAGGGGAAGCUAUUAACGUUAUGGAUGAGAUGGAGGAUAAUGGGGUUGGCGCCAAUGAGGUUACUUAUGGGGUUAUGAUUGAAGCUUAUUGUAAGGAGAAGAAGUCGGGCGAAGCGGUUAAUUUGCUUAAUGAUAUGGAGGAGGAGAGGUACAUACCGAGCACAAAGCUCUGUUGUUAGGUGAUUGAUGUGUUGUGUUGCGAGGCGAAGGUGGAGGAUGCUUGUGAACUGUGGAAGAGGCUUUUGAAGAAGAAUUGCACGCCGGAUAUACUGGCUUAAUUUGUAAGAAGGGAGAAAGUGUGGGAAGCUAGGAAAUUGUUUGAUCAGUUUGAGACGAGUGAGCCUCCAGAUGUCAUGACUUACAACGUGCUUAUUUCUGGGAUGUGUGAAGUGCGGGAGUUGUGUGAUGCUACGUGCUGAUGUCUGGGUUAAAGAGCUGGGUCUUAGUAACAUACAUUUCAUGCAUGCAAAUGCCACUACAUCAUUUAAUCAACUGGUGUCUACAUACCCUGGACCACUGAUGCUUGUUUCAAUCCUGGUGUUUAUACAGUCCGAUGUACUUGACGUCGCACUUGAGAUGAGAAACCAAUUUGAUUCUCUGCCCCAUGUUCUGAAGCACAUAGAUGAAAUCGAAUCCAGCGUGUUGUGUGACAGUGAGGGAUGGUUGUUGAGCAAUCCAAUGGGCAAAAGGACGGAAAGAGAAAUUCAUGCUGAAUUUGAAGGGGCAAAAAUUUACAGGAGAGUAUACCAGAAGCAAGCACAGAAGGCUCUUGGAUGAAGUAAUGCGGAAUCAAGUGAAUGGUUUUUGAUAGAGAUUUUUGAAUUGUGAAAUGUGAUCAUCAUUUGUAGAAUUGUUCACAUCAAGUUUUAUGAGGAAGUAGCGUAUAAUCAGACUUUAGUGUGACC